AUGACGAUGGACAUCAAACAGUCGCGGAUGAACGGUGUCAAGGUGACACCGGGUAGUCCCGGAUCGACCUCGGGAGGCCCCCUAGCAGAUCUCCAUCUGCAGCAUCACCACCAUCACCAUCCGGUGGCAAAGCUCCCGGGCAGCCGGACAUCCGGGAAGCGAUCGUUCGACGUGGCGUUCCUCAUGAUGCCGGACGAGAAGCUGGCCCGGGGGAAGCACCCCAAGAGGCACCUCCUGCCCGCACCCGUCCCACCACAGGCACCGCCCUCACCGACGAUCGACGUUGAGAGUGACUCGACCCAGUCCGAACCACGGUCCGAGGAUCUCUCGCACAAAAGUGGCUUCAGUCCGAUCCGACCGACGUCGACCGAUGUUGAGCGGCACCACUUUGCACCGGACGUUCUACAGGCGGCGGCGGCAGCAGCUGCUGCAACCGGGCUGGGGCGCCCACCUCUUGCCUCACACACCGUCCAUCCGGCCGGCAGCUUGGGCGAUCUGCAAACCGAACGGCUGGCCUACCUGUUCCCGGGGGCCCGCUUCUACGAACCGUUCGCCGGCGGAGGUCCUUUUCCGCGCGGUGGCCCGGGAUCACUGACCGCUUCGCCCGAUCUCGCCGACCCACCGCGCAGUGCCUUCUCGAAGGUAGCCGCCAGCCUCGGAGUGCCGGAUUCGCCAGGACCACCACCGCUCAGUCCCGAUCGUCACAGUUGUCCCUCGACGAGCCCACCGAUAUCGCUUAGCCCCGGGUCACAGCACUCGUCCGGCUUCCGGUACGAGUACGGACCGUUCCUCACCCCAGCCGGAAGUCCUCCGGCCCGACCAGACGAUCCUCUCCACGGGAAGUCACCAUCGUCGCCGCCGGUGCUCGGAAAACAUCCGGCGCACGUGACGCACGGACCCGUCGGCCUCCUGUACCGACCGACGGGUCCUGUUCCGCUUGAUCCGCAGGACCCGAGCGCCAGUGCCACCCACCCUGCGUACUUCCCCGCCACCGGACCGCACUUCUCGAUCGGAGGACCGUUCGGUGGAGCGAGCGGUGGUACCCCACCCGUUCCCGAGGUGGAUGGGCUGAUGCGGAACCCGGCGGCCGCCGCCAUCCUUUCCACGCUGCUCCCGUCCGCCAUGAGCACGUUCACACUGUCGGCCCAGAACGUGUGCGCCAAGUGCAACAUCAGCUUCCGGAUGACGAGCGAUCUCGUCUAUCACAUGCGAUCGCACCACAAGAGCGAGCGAGAGGUGCACGAUCAGGCACGGCGGAAGCGCGAGGAUAAGCUCAAGUGUCCGGUGUGCAACGAGAGCUUCCGGGAGCGCCACCACCUGACGCGCCACAUGACCGCCCACCAGGACAAGGCGGGCGACCUGCUGGAGACGACGACCGGGAAGGGCUCGAAACGCUCGGUGGACCAGCAUCCGCAUGGUCUGCUCCCCGGUGUGCCGUCCGGACGCCUGGCAUAG
Anopheles bellator is the source of this 1455-nucleotide messenger RNA. Its product is annotated as PR domain zinc finger protein 8. The record is from RefSeq and is a predicted model, not a curated record. Gene Ontology annotation, cellular component: nucleus. The transcript has 2 exons. Lineage: Eukaryota; Metazoa; Arthropoda; Insecta; Diptera; Culicidae. Bases 1 to 1455 code for a protein of 484 amino acids. Gene Ontology annotation, biological process: regulation of DNA-templated transcription.